Bipolaris victoriae FI3 is the source of this 2085-nucleotide messenger RNA. RefSeq lists its product as hypothetical. Bases 1 to 2085 code for a protein of 694 amino acids. The record is from RefSeq and is a predicted model, not a curated record. Gene Ontology annotation, biological process: regulation of transcription by RNA polymerase II. The transcript is spliced from 3 exons. Lineage: Eukaryota; Fungi; Ascomycota; Dothideomycetes; Pleosporales; Pleosporaceae. Gene Ontology annotation, molecular function: RNA polymerase II cis-regulatory region sequence-specific DNA binding; DNA-binding transcription factor activity, RNA polymerase II-specific. Gene Ontology annotation, cellular component: chromatin.
AUGAACGAUAAACUUCAAUCAGCCACCAGUAAUUCACUUCACGGUUUUGCGGGCGCGACUACGGAGAUUCAAGAAAAUUUGGAUGUCGAGUACUGUCUUGACAACCUAGUCGAAAGAGAUGACUCUUCCUGGUCCACACAAUCUCCAUGCAGUAAUGGAAUGCCGACAAGCUUGGGAAGUGAAUCACAAGGUGUAACUAUUCCGGAUUUCAUGGCUCACAAUCCGCAAUUUGAUUUUGGGCUCGACCACUUCCAAUGGAUUCACGAGGGAGCUGAUCUUGAGAUAAGAAACAUAUUGCCAGAUAACAUCAUCUCACAAGGAUUCACUCUUGACAAUCAUGCAGUGAAUCUUCUGGCCGGAUCUCUCAAUGCGUUUGGUACUUCAGAAGCAAACAACGCGCUCCCUACUAGUGGCCAGGCACUUUUUGGUUUGGAUAUAGUGCCUGGUGCAAUACAAACGUUCACUGGCCUAAAUCUCAAGGAUUUUGAGCAAGUACUGCAGUGUGAGAAUUUUUGUCACAUUGAAAGUAUACCAGAGUCCACAAGCUCUAAAGUUCAGCAGUUCUUUGCAUUGCACCGAACCGCUGGUUUUCCCGAAUGUCCGUCUGUCCACAUGAUACACGCCUUUGCUGAACUAUAUUUCGAGUUUUUUGACCAUAACUUUCCCUGUAUCCAUAAACAACAGCUACAGGGUGGACCGACAUCUUGGAUUCUAUUGGUGGCUGUUGCAUCUAUAGGAUCUCAAUACUCAGCAAUUGAGAACGCAUCUGUUCAUACGAAAUGCCUUCAACAUCUACUUGAAAAGGCCAUCCAUGAUUAUUUGCCUACGCGUUGUAGUGAUAUCACUAUAGACUUUGUCCAGAGUGUCUUUAUUAGCCAAAUCAAUCUUUGCUGUGAAGGGAAGAAAAGUGCACAUUUAAGGCAAGAGUGUCAAAGAAGCUUGCUAUCUACCUUGAUAAAGCAAGUGAGUGACGACGCAGCUUCACGACGGAAAAAGUACCACAUGACUCAGCCCAGCAUCGAGGAAGAAUGGACAGUCUGGUUGAGCGCUGAGAUAUUGACAAGACUCAAAUAUUGUGUUAGUCGUUUUGAAUGCCUACAAUUCGCACUAUUCCAUUUGAAACCGCAACAUUUUACUGGGGAUUACACAAGACAUAAGAUUUCCGCAGAAGAUCUGUGGAGCGCUACAACAGCUGAGGAAUGGAAUUCCCAACGCUCACCGGCAAUGCAUGAUCCGUUGCGGUCUCCCUUCGAGGAAAUUGUACUUACCAGUGCUUCGAUUGUUGAAGAACGCCUUGAAAAUCUUCAAACAGCAUAUCGAACAGCACUAUGCGCUCGCCUACAAGAUUGUUUCCUGGAAACAAUGGGAAGAUCUUCGCUUUCGACAUUUACUAAUCGCAAUGGAUUUGAAGAUGUGAAGCGCUCGUCCUACCGUUCACCACUUGUCGAUCGCCUGCUCGAAUACAUUUUGGAAGACAACUUAGCUUCAACCUACCGACCUUACUUCCAGAGUGACUGCUCGCUUCAUGUAUUAUCAAUUCUCCGACACGUUAGCCUGACAGCGGUCUAUGCAUUCUCAGGCUGGGAAGCAGAUCGUUCUGAAACACAAGAGGCGAGAACAUAUCUUAAAAAUUGGAUUUCGAACGACAUGUCUUCAGUGCGACGAUGCCUUUGGCAUGCGGCAUGUGUGUUUCGAGAUUUGAGGAACAAAUCACAUUUCUCGUGUUUCGAUCCAUUCUUCAUUUUGAUUGCUACGCUUGUAAUCUGGAUGUAUUGUACUCUCAGUUCUGGAAUUGUUUCCUACACGGAUGAGGCGAUUUGUAUACACAGAGAACCUGCGCGGAUUGAUAGCUUUACAGACCGUGAAGCGCUUCAGCACUGGCUACAACACUGUUCUUGCCGCAAGAUUCAUCUGGCAGGUCUUGGUACCUUGGAAGGACCUGAGGGCGCUAAGCGGGUAAUCAAGGAGUACCGCAACAUACUCAAAUCGAGGGUAGGGUGGUUUGAUAUCCGUGAUGCGCUUGCUUUCUUGGCGGAGCAACUGCUUGAAGAUAGACUACCUCGCCGUCGAGACUCUGAAGAGUAG